GUCAGGCGGAACUCUCUUCCCUCUCAUUCUUUGGUGUGAAACGGCCAAGGCCCUUUGGCGGUGUAAUGGGAAGAACCUACCAGGAUAUACUUAUAUAUUUAAAUUACAAGUAAAAUCGGUUUAGUGUGUGUUACCCAAAGCGAAAUUAAUCCAAGCAUUGGUCACAACUCACAAAUGACGGCUUCGUUUUUAUUAAUGAAAUCCUAAGAUGUCGCGGAGAGAUUCAACAGACGAUCUGUAGCACUGUGUUAGGCUCAAGAAAGAACAAAAAGACUUGAUCUAUGGACAAAGAAAACUCAUCUAAAAACCAUGACCAGAUCCCCGAAGAUCCUCAGCGAUUGGAAGUGAAGAACCUUAAUCAGGACACAGAGAUGAAAUAUGACGCAAAUGGGUUUCCGUAUUCAACUACUUCAACUCCAGUGAACGAACCAAAUGUCUUCCAUGAAAACAAAAAGGUGGAAUACGACGCAAGUGGAUCUCCGUACACAACGCCAGCAAGUCAACAGACUGACAUGCAUAAGUCAGACAACGAGAAGUCGGAAAUGUCCCAGAACUCAAAGACCGGACCUAGUGUCACUGUUGAGCUGGGUGAUCUAGAAGUCCAAUCAGAUCUCCCCGGCUUCUAUCCGCAAAGCAAACCACAGGCAGCGCAGCCCAAAUCAUGGCCAGAGCAAAUUCCUCCUGUUCAUGGGCCCGUACAGAGUCAGCCAUGGAUCGUACCGCCCCAGCCAUGGUAUGCGCAACCAACAAGGGUUUUCAGUAACAUACAGCCUCAACGUGAUGACCAGGUCCCGUCAAAGUCACUCUGCUCAGUUUAUUUGUGCUUGAGUAUAUUUGUGUUUCUAUUUUGCUGUUGGCCUCUAGGAAUUGUGGCUAUCGUUCGAUCAAGUCAGGCCAGGACAUAUUCUCGCAUGGGACAGUAUGAGGAAGCCAAUGCUAGAUACAGCUCUGCUAAAAUGUUUAUUAUUUUAUCUUUUGUAAUAGGCAUUAUAUGUAACGCCAUUGUUGCUGGCAAUAUUUACUAUCGGAUUAGUCAAUGGGAUUCCAGUACUUCAUAUUAGCAAGAAUAACAAGUUAUAGUACAAUAGUUAUAAAAAAAAUAACACAAUAAACGGUGUGCUUUCAUUACUGUCUCCCUCCUGUAGUAUAUACAAAUAUUUUAAACUUCUAAGUACCUCGACAUUGUCUUGAAGGAUACAAUUUUACUGCGUGCGUCAGAGACAAGAAAAAAAAAAGAAAACCAACAUUACUGAGUGAAGUAUUUAAAUGCAGUGUAAACAAAAAAGCCUUUACAAUGUUUUACCAUGGCUCACUUCUGAAGUAUUUACGUUUUAGCAGCUCUGCCUAGUUUGGCAAUCUGGACAUACAAAGUAAAAAACGACAACUUCAUAUCAUUAACGCUGCUAUAUAUUCGUUGGCAACAAAUUACACUUGGACACUUAUUCUAGAAAUAAACAUAUUUAAGAAAGUUAGAUAACAUCCUUUAGGGCACGAUAUAAAAAGUUUGCCCUAACAUAGAAGCUAUAAAGGCUGAGUCACACUUGGAC
Messenger RNA from Biomphalaria glabrata, 1547 nucleotides. RefSeq lists its product as uncharacterized. NCBI's taxonomy places the organism in Eukaryota, Metazoa, Mollusca, Gastropoda, Planorbidae. The record is from RefSeq and is a predicted model, not a curated record. Gene Ontology annotation, cellular component: membrane. Bases 282 to 1061 code for a protein of 259 amino acids. The transcript has 6 exons.